Molecule: messenger RNA, 151 nt
Organism: Closterium sp. Naga37s-1
Lineage: Eukaryota; Viridiplantae; Streptophyta; Zygnematophyceae; Desmidiales; Closteriaceae
Source: the annotation of a GenBank genome assembly
AUUGGAUCUCUUUCCUUCUCUGCAGCAUCUUCACAUCGCCCUCUCCAACCUCUCUGCACUCUCUGAAACCGUGGGCAAUCUGGCGCAGCUGAAAGUGCUGCUGCUAGAGGAGUGUCCCUGCCAUGACCUCCCUUCCUGCGUCCCUCACUAG